Molecule: messenger RNA, 2166 nt
Organism: Knipowitschia caucasica
Lineage: Eukaryota; Metazoa; Chordata; Actinopteri; Gobiiformes; Gobiidae
Source: the annotation of a GenBank genome assembly
AUGGAGUCCAGCUUCAAGUCACGUUCAUCAGCGAAGCCCUUACAGCAGUUUCUUACAUGUCGGUCCCCAUUUAUGAAUUCUGAUAUGGACUAUGAGAGGCCAAACGUGGAAACUAUUAAGUGUGUGGUAGUUGGCGACAAUGCAGUUGGAAAAACACGCCUCAUUUGUGCUCGAGCAUGCAAUGCAACUCUAACACAGUACCAGCUAUUAGCUACUCAUGUUCCCACCGUCUGGGCCAUCGACCAGUACAGAGUAUGCCAAGAGGUAUUGGAGCGCUCCAGAGAUGUUGUGGAUGAUGUCAGUGUGUCCCUCCGUCUUUGGGACACUUUCGGAGACCAUCAUAAAGAUCGACGUUUUGCAUAUGGCAGGUCUGAUGUGGUGGUACUUUGCUUCUCAAUUGCCAACCCUAACUCUUUGUACCACGUUAAGACCAUGUGGUACCCAGAGAUCAAGCACUUCUGCCCUCGUGCUCCUGUCAUUUUGGUUGGCUGUCAGCUGGACCUACGCUAUGCCGAUUUGGAGGCAGUGAACAGAGCACGGAGGCCUUUGGCAAGGCCAAUAAAAUCGAAUGAGAUCCUUCCUCCAGAGAGAGGCCGUGAAGUGGCCAAAGAGUUAGGGGUGCCAUAUUAUGAAACUAGUGUUGUUGCUCAGUUUGGAGUCAAAGACGUUUUUGAUAAUGCUAUUCGGGCUGCUCUUAUCUCUCGACGACACCUCCAGUUUUGGAAAUCCCACCUUAGAAAUGUUCAGCGUCCUCUUCUUCAGGCUCCUUUCCUCCCACCAAAACCACCACCUCCAAUAAUCACCGUGCCUCCCCCACCAGCCACAACAGAGGAGCACCCUGUGGGGCUAUUGGAGGACCCUCACUGUGCCGAUGUUAUCCUGGUGCUGCAGGAGCGGCAAAAAAUAUUUGCACAUAAAAUAUAUUUGGCAACAUCAUCUUCAAAGUUCUAUGACCUCUUCAUCAUGGAAACACAGAAUGAGUACGCUGACAAACCGCCACGUGCACAUCUUCAGGGCCGAGAACUGCUGAUGCGCGCUGCUAGUUUUGACGUAUGUGAAAGUAGUGAUGAAGGAGACCGGGCAAACCUGAGGGCAUGCACCAGUGAUGGCACCUUGAGGGACUCUGAGGGCUGCAGGCACGGAAGACUGCUGUCGUCCUGGAGCCGAGCCUUUGUUGGCAUUCAAGAGGAACUGGUGGAUGACCCAAUAACGUACAGUCCUCGCCCCAUGACUGUGGUGCAUAUGGACCAGUCCAUGCAGCUGAGCCCCUUCCGGGCAGUGCUUCGAUAUCUAUACACAGGUCAGCUUGAUGAGAAUGAAAAAGAAUUAAUGCACAUUGCACACAUUGCUGAGCAGCUGGAGGUCUUUGACCUGCGCAUGAUGGUGGCCAACAUUUUGAACAAUGAAGCCUUCAUGAACCAAGAAAUCACCAAAGCUUUUCAUGUACGACGCACAAACCGGGUAAAAGAGUGCUUGGCCAAAGGCACAUUUUCAGAUGUUGUCUUCAAAUUAGAUGACGGUACAAUUAUGGCUCACAAGCCUUUGCUUAUUGCAAGUUGUGACUGGAUGGCGGCAAUGUUUGGUGGCCCCUUUGUGGAGAGCAGCACCAAAGAGGUUCUGUUUCCAAACACAACACGUAGCUGCAUGCGGGCUGUGCUUGAAUAUCUCUACACUGGCCGCUUUUGUUCCAGACCAGACCUGGAUGCCAUGGAGCUCAUUGUUCUCGCCAAUCGUCUUUGCCUCCCUCACUUAGUUGCUCUUACAGAGCUCUACACAGUGACAGUAUUGACAGAAGCUGCAGUGAUGGGGGCUGACAUUGAUGGGGAUGUGUUGGUGUAUUUAGACAUGGCUCAGUUUCACUGUGCACAGCAGCUUACCGGCUGGUGUCUGCACCACAUAUGCACCAACUAUAACAGUGUAUGCAGAAAGUUUCCUCGAGACAUGAAGGCCAAAUCUGGAGACAACCAAGAAUAUUUUGAGAAGCAUCGCUGGCCGCCUGUAUGGUAUCUGAAAGAGGAUGACCACUACCAAAGAGCUCGAAAAGAGCGUGACAAGGAGGACUACCUGUACCAGAGACGACAGUGUAAACGCAAGUGGCUUUUCUGGAACCACCCGUCCUCUCCCAACUCACACUCCCCUUCAUCUAGUUCUUCUGCUAUAAUCUAG